Messenger RNA from Ipomoea nil (Japanese morning glory), 1041 nucleotides. RefSeq lists its product as uncharacterized. Lineage: Eukaryota; Viridiplantae; Streptophyta; Magnoliopsida; Solanales; Convolvulaceae. Gene Ontology annotation, biological process: regulation of transcription by RNA polymerase II. The record is from RefSeq and is a predicted model, not a curated record. Gene Ontology annotation, cellular component: RNA polymerase II transcription regulator complex. The transcript is spliced from 3 exons. Gene Ontology annotation, molecular function: protein dimerization activity; DNA-binding transcription factor activity, RNA polymerase II-specific; RNA polymerase II transcription regulatory region sequence-specific DNA binding. Bases 59 to 808 code for a protein of 249 amino acids.
UCACUUGCUAAGCUAGCAGCUUAAUCUCAUCUUCUGGUGUUAUAGUGAUAUAUAUAAAAUGGGUAGAGAAAAAGGUCAGUCUUCAAGACUAACCACCACCACAAAAACACCUGCUCCCAAAUUGGAAAGGAAGUAUAUAGAGAAGAAUAGAAGGAAUCACUUGAAGAGCCUCUACACCGACCUCUUUUCUCUUCUCCCUGCUCACCAGAUGCAGGAGAGGAUGGCAUUGCCGGAUCAGCUGGACGAAACGGUGAAGUAUAUAAAAUGUUUGGAGAAUCAGUUGGAGAAGUGCAGACAGAAGAAGGAAGAGUUGUUGCAGAAGAGCAGAAAGACACCAAAUUCUUCAUCAUGUCGUAACUGCAUGGCGGCGGCCGGCGAGCAGAGCGAGCCGCCGGAGAUGCAAGUUGUUGAUACCAGUCCGGGCAUGUCGGUUGUUUUGAUCAAUGGACUGGAAAGUAUCUUUCAGUUUUACGGCAUCAUCCGCGUACUUCAUAAACAACAAGGCCUCCAAGUUACUAAUGCCACUUUCCAAAUCCACGGCAAUUCUACGUUGCAGGUUGCCCAUGAACAGGUUGGCAAGUCGGAGAUGGGAAUGGUCGCUGAGAGACUAAAAGAGGUGAUUAAAGGGUGCCCCGGCGGGGAAGCAAUAGAAUCAGAACCGCUAAAUUCAUGGGAUAAUAAUUAUGACAUCGAACAAGAAAAUCUGGGAUUUCCCGUAUUAGAACAGUUCCUGGUACAAUGUCAGAACGACCCGCCACCCAGUUUCUUUUGGACAGCGGGAAACGAGUAUUAUUGCGCCCAAAAUUAGUACUCCUAAUUAAUUAGAGAACAAAAAAGUAGGUGUACAUUGGACAGGAGGAAAGACCAAUUCAAGCAGCCAUACUUCUAUUUCAUUUAAUUUAGUUAGUUGUUGUAUAUUUGUAAUACUCUCCGUAUAUAAUUUUCAAUAUUACUUAGUACAAUCAUGUAUGACAAUACAUGAUUGUUUUGAGUACACUAGACAUUAUGGCUCUGUUUGGUACAAUAGUUAGCCUAUAGGCC